Lindgomyces ingoldianus is the source of this 1512-nucleotide messenger RNA. RefSeq lists its product as uncharacterized. NCBI's taxonomy places the organism in Eukaryota, Fungi, Ascomycota, Dothideomycetes, Pleosporales, Lindgomycetaceae. Gene Ontology annotation, biological process: regulation of DNA-templated transcription. The record is from RefSeq and is a predicted model, not a curated record. The transcript is spliced from 3 exons. The coding region runs from base 1 to 1512 and encodes 503 amino acids. Gene Ontology annotation, molecular function: DNA-binding transcription factor activity, RNA polymerase II-specific; zinc ion binding.
AUGCCGAAGCGCUCCAGUGGAUGCUUCACCUGCAGGGCACGUAAAGUACGUUGCGACGAAGCCAAGCCGGAAUGCAACACGUGCCUUCGACGGGGGACGAAAUGUCCUGGAUAUCGACCUACACAGGCGUUUAUCCUCCACACAUUUAACGACCAGACAGACAAGCCCGGAAUCGUCAAAGAGGACGAAACCCGUUAUCGUUACGCAUACCAAGACCAGGAGGGGAUAUCAGGCGCCCAGCAGUCAGUCAUUCAGCUCCGUUCUUCGGCAUCCAAGGCCGUAGAUGUACUAGUACCACGACAGCUCAGCCCUAUUGCAGUCGAGCGCAUUCAGCAUCUCAGCAAUUUCUUGUCCUUAUAUCUCCCUAAAUGGGAAGGUGAAACUCUCACCCCCCCUUCAGCUUUGAUCCUUUCUCUUCCUUCAACUCCCGCAUCGAGGCAGGUUCUCUUGGCUUCCCUGGAUGCAUUAUCUGCGGCGCAGCUGGCUGUUUCCAACAAGAAUUAUCCCCUCAUCAACAGAAGCCGAUCUCUAUACAGCACAGCACUCGGCCAGUUGAUGAGGUCCAUAACGCAGCCGAAAACCCCACAGGAAGAUGAGACGCUCUUAGCAACGUACCUGCUAGCUUUAUAUGAGGUUUUCGUAGGCGUGAGUAGUGGCACGGGUUUCUUCUACCAUGUGCAAGGCUUGUUGCGCCUUUUGAAACAACGCGGGCCUGCCUCAAUCAACACAAAGUUGACCUUGGAUAUUUUCCACGGCAUUCGUUACUACUCGUUAACUAUCGGCUUCCAUGUCAGAAAAGCAUCGAUAUUAGACUCCCCAGAAUGGCUUGAGGUGACCUCUAAAGCGGCGAAGCCUGACCCAUGGGUAUAUUUAAUGGACCUUUGCAUCUGCGUUCCUCGGCUACUCGAGAGGACUGACAAACUCACCAGAGCUGCUGCGUCAGCCGAAGAAUUCGAGAAAGUCAUCACUGAUUCCCAGCGUCUAGCUGACCGCGCCUUCAAAUGGUUCGCCAAGUUCGAAAAGGAUGGGCCUCGGUACACAAAGGUCGAUGUUAACUCAAUGACUGGGUUUCUACAAAUCUGUGAUGACCUCACAUACGAUCCGGUUUUUGCAUUCAAUUCUUGGGCUACAUCGAAUACCUACCUGCUCUACUGGAUGAGCAUGCUUAUUCUGCGAUCAAACAAUUUCCUACUUGUCCGGAAAUUCCACCAGCUAGAGCCGAAACAACUAUACGUAUGGGAUCGAGAGCUCUCUGGAUACGCGGAUUGCAUCUGUCGAGGCGUUCCUUUCAGUUGCCGGCCAACUGCCGGAUAUACUGGACGUUUCAGUACCCUUACACCUCUCGUGGUUGUUAGAAAGUACUUUGAGGCCAAGGCUGCAAAGAAAGAGGCAGCUUGGUGUGAGAGGGCUUAUUACGGCACGAAAGUACCCGGGCUUUACUCUCCGCCCAUUCCAAUCGAACCUUUGCAGGGACUCAUCGAGCUCGUUCAAAGCAGUCAACGAUACAUAUAA